AGCAAAUCAGCGUAUUAGAAUGAUUUCUGAAGGAUCAUGUGACACUGGAGACUAGAGCAAUCACUGUAGUAAAGUAAAAUCAGCUUUGCCAUCACAGAUAUAAAUUACAUUUUAAAAGACACAUUUUAAAUUCUAAUAAUAUUUCACAAAUGUAAAGUUUUACUCCAUUUUGACUAAUAUAGCAUUCCAGAGAAUAAGAGACUUGAGACUUUUAAGCACAUAGUAAAAAGUUAACAAUAUACCAAAAGGUCAGUAUUUAUUCAGUAUAUAAGCAUUUUCUGCUAUUCCAGUGGUUUCAGCAUAACUGUCACAGCAUUAUUGUAUUUUUUUCUCUAUUAUUCUGUUAUGGUUUCGGAUAACCCUGUCCCUAAAUGUCACGUAAAAACCAAAUGUUUUCUUCCUGUCUAGUUUGCGGUUCUUGCCCAGAAUAAGUUUCAGUGUAGACCAGACCUGUUACUGAUUAGUCAGAUGUCUGACUAUGUGAAACUACAGAAACAGAGUUUAUUUCUUUUCCAAACCCAAACGGGGCUUAACAGGCUCUAAAUUUUAAUGUUCCUUGGAGAAAACACCACAUUUGUCUGUCUUCAGUAAUUUAGUAUUGUGUGUGUGAACUCAUGAGUGUUUUUCUGUUUUCUCUGUCAUCCGCCCAUUAUUCUAUACUCUAAAUAUAAUGUGCAUUCCCUCUCUCUCUCUUUAAAGGCUUAGGUUGUGGCUUAGCUGCUCUGUUUGUGUCUGUGGUUUGUUGUAGGAUGCACAGAUAGCUUGUUGUUAUGAUGCAGUACGAAACACUUACUUAAUCACAUAUUCUGUACAGUAAUUUUUCUUCUUGGUAGUAUUCAAUCAGCCUCACGGCUUUGCUUUGCACGUCAUCCACCAUUUAAGUAUGAGGUAGCAUGCUGAAAUACGAUUAACCCAGUCUUGAUAAUCACGUCUUCGAGGAGGCCUGUUUACAUCCACGGCGGCAAGAACCCUGUACCAUCCUUCCAAGUCUCCACGUCACCGCUCGACUUUUUCUGUCCUGGGUUCCUCCGUCAUGUCAAGCCAUAGCAGCAGCCCAGAGAGAGAGGGAGGGACGGCAGGUCCUGUUCAGCUGGAGGACCUCAACUCGCCCCCCGGACUGGAGACCGACCCUCCUUUAGCUGGCAGCCCAGUGCUCAGUCCUGAUUCCAGUUCCCAUGAUGCUGCGCUCUCUGCCCCGGCGGCCUCCCCGGCUGACUCGGAGAAUCUCAGUCCAGACGAGCUCGAGCUUCUGGCUAAACUGGAGGAACAGAACAGGUUGCUAGAAGCUGAUUCCAAAUCCAUGCGAUCAAUGAGUGGAUCUCGGAGGAAUAGUGGCUCCUCUCUGGUGUCCAGCUCAUCUGCGUCUUCUAACCUGUCCCAUCUGGAAGAAGACACUUGGAUCCUGUGGGGGCGGAUUGUCAAUGAGUGGGACGAGUGGAGACGAAAGAAAGACAAACUUCUGAAGGAGCUAAUAAGGAAAGGCAUUCCUCAUCAUUUCCGAGCAAUCGUUUGGCAGCUGUUAUGUAAUGCCACCGACAUGCCAGUAAAGAAUCAGUACUCUGAACUCUUAAAGAUGUCCUCACCCUGUGAAAAACUCAUUCGCAGAGAUAUUGCCCGCACAUAUCCAGAGCACGACUUCUUCAAAGGCCAGGACAGCCUGGGACAGGAAGUUCUGUUUAAUGUCAUGAAGGCAUACUCUCUUGUGGAUCGUGAGGUUGGUUAUUGUCAGGGCAGUGCCUUCAUCGUAGGAUUGCUACUUAUGCAGAUGCCCGAGGAGGAAGCCUUCUGUGUGUUUGUCAGACUAAUGCAGGAGUACAGGCUUAGAGAGUUGUUUAAACCCAGCAUGGCUGAGCUGGGUCUAUGCAUCUACCAGUUUGAACACUUGCUACAGGAGCAGUUGCCAGAGUUGAACGUUCAUUUCCGCUCUCAGAGUUUCCAUACGUCUAUGUAUGCCUCGUCCUGGUUUCUUACACUCUUCCUCACCUUCCUGCCCCUGCCAAUUGCAACACGUAUAUUUGACAUCUUUAUGUAUGAGGGUUUGGAGAUCAUAUUCCGAGUUGGAAUAGCGAUAUUGCAGUACAACCAGACAGACCUCAUACAGCUAGACAUGGAGGGAAUGUCACAGCACUUUCAGAAGGUGAUCCCGCAUCAGUUUGAUAGCUGCCCGGAUAAGCUGAUCCUGCGGGCUUAUCAAGUCAAAUACAACCCUAAGAGAAUGAAAAAGUUAGAAAAGGAAUAUACCACUAUUAAGAACAAAGAAAUGGAGGAGCAGAUUGAAAUAAAGAGACUACGGACAGAAAAUCGACUACUGAAGCAGAGGAUUGAGACACUGGAAAAAGAGAGUGCUGCAUUAGCAGACAGGUUGAUUCAGGGUCAGGUCACACGAGCCCAAGAGGCCGAGGAGAACUAUGUCAUUAAGCGUGAACUGGCUGUGGUUCGGCAACAGUGUUACACAGCCAGUGAGAGUCUGGAGAAGGCGCAGGACACCAUACGUGAACUUCAGCAACACAAGUAUACAGAGGAGUUUGUGAGUGGCCUACAGACUCAGUUGGAACAGUCUCGUCUACAGGAGGCAGAACUACUCGGUGCUCUGAAAGAAAUGCAGGACAAGGUGCUCGAUCUGGAAAAGAGGAACAGCUCUCUGCCUGAUGAAAUCAAUGUAGCUCAGCUGCAGGAGGAGCUGAAGCUGGUGAAACUGAGAGAGCAGGAGACUCUGCGCUCCUUCAGAGAGAUGCAAGAGGCUGUUACUGAUCUCAACCACUGCUGGCAGCAUCAUACAUCUCGUGGAGGAGGAGGAGGGGGAGGAGGAGGCCACUGGAAAGAAUCUCCUAAAAAGAAUGCGAUGAAUGAGCUACAAGACAAACUGAUGAGUCUGAGACUGCGAGAGGCUCAAGGUCAAGCUGAACUCAAAGAGGUCAAACUUAAAAACCUGCAGCUUGAAAGCCAGAACCAGAUCAACUGUAAGCUAGUUGUUAGACAUGAGCAAGAGAGCGCCAGCCUGCAGGAGAGACUGCAGAAUGCCCUUUCUCACAACAAAACGUUACAAAGCCAGCUCAACGAAAUGAAGAGAAAGAUGGCAGAGUCUGACUGCAAGAGCAAAGAAGAGGUGAUGGCGGUCCGUCUAAGAGAAGCUGACAGCAUGGCCGCAAUGGCUGAACUCCGGCAAAAGAUAGCCGAGCUAGAAAUACAGAAAGAGGAAGGACUGAUCCAAGGCCAGCUGAAUCACUCAGACUCCAGACAGUACAUAACUCAACUGAGAGAGCAGAUCGCUGAACUCAAGAACGAGAUCAGGCAGCUGCGUGGACAGCCCUCCAAGUUCCAGAAUACCGGCGGUGGGGUUUAUCAGGACCUAUGUCUGGAAAGCCCAGCAUCUGCAGAAGGUGAUUACCUCAGUUCGGACGAGGACCCUCUUCAGAGCCUGCCUGUGAGCUCGCUGUACCCGCACCACUCAUCUCCUCACCUGGACAGUCAAGGCAGCACGGACAGCGACGGCGAGGAAAGGAACCCCAUUCAAACCCCCUGCCAAGACCCUCUGCCUAACCAGCAGCAGCUGUACCCGGGCAUGGUGUGCACCGAAGGACUCGAGAACUGAGAUUGCUUGAAAUGGAAUAGGAAUAGACUGCACAAAAUGCACACAUAUAUAGCGAGAGGUUAUGUACGUUCACCCAGCUGUCAGAGGCAGAGCAGGAAACCGAUGCAUAGCGUGACACUCUCUUAGUAUACUCCGCUCUCACUCGAGCUGUGUCCGAAACUUGAAAAAAGCGCCUUUGCUAAGGCACGACCAAAUCCAGCAUUUGCCUUCCGUCUAUGAGAUAAGUCCUCCACGAUCUUGUGCGUUCAGUUUGACGGUUAAUAAAAAAAUGACACCUGAUAAAGAGUAAAAUAUAAGAAUAAAUGCCUGUUACUCCACCCCAAAAUGAUUUUUUUUCUCCUUUUAACAUAAUUUAAGAUGAAAGCCGGGAGGCUUGUGAAUGGCCUACUUAUGGCCAAACAAUUUUCACUGUAAAGAAAACGUAUUAUUGUGGCACGGCUGACACAGAAGAGUACGUAUUUGCUCUCAAGCCUCCAGGUUUUCAUCCGAAAUGUCUUAAAUUGUGUUUCGAGGAAGCUUUCGUUGGUUUGUAACGACAUGAGGGAUAGUCAUUUAAUGACAAAAUUUACUUUCUACACAAAAAUGACAUUGUAUAUUUGCGUCUAAACUUAGUUCUAGAUCAUUAGGUGUGAUGUUCGGUGUACUUGGCAGCUGCUUUCAAAUUCGGACACAGCCUCUAUGUCUCUCUCUCUCUCUCUCUCUCUCUCUUUUGUCAGUGUGUCUGUUGCACAGUCCUUAAACAUUGUAUUUCUUCCCAGGCAUGAAUUUGGAGUUAUGUGUUACAAAACACAUGCAGAGAGAAGUCAAACCGUCCUCUUCUCAGAGUGCCAGAAAGUUUGGUCAUUUUUGCCAUUUUCUCCUUUCAGAAAACAGUGUGGCCUUGAAACUACCUCUAAUUUAACCAGACACUCGCUCAAUCCCUGCGAACGUACCAACUUCACCAGCCAUCUGGCUAGAAAUCAGGUGACAGAGGAGGAAAAAAAGCAAGCAGGACACGCACCUUCGGGUACGCUAAAAGUUUGCAGCAUCCUAUCAGAUCCUUGGCUUUGGAAAUCGUGGGAUUGUCUUUGUCACACUCUGUCGGCGUCAAACGUAGAGACCAUCUCUACUGUCAGUGCUUUUCUCAACCUGGAUAUUCUCCGUUUUUUCCCCGUCUUGUUCCUGUGGAGAGGAUGCACGUUUUUUUUAUGUUCAUCUCAAACGCAACAGACACUACAAUCACUUUAAUGAGAGGUGACGGCUGAAAGAGGAGAAAAUAAGAAUGAACAAAGUCUUAUUAUAUAACGUAAUAGGGAUGUUAAUAGUUACAUACAUAGAUGAAUAUUACCGUAGCUCAUCCAUGUAUUUGUGUGUGUUUUAUACAAAACGAAGGUGAUCAAAAUUUUGGAUGGAGAAAAAUCCGUUGCUAAAGAACUAUUGUGUCAACAUUGCCAAAUGUUUUUUUUUUUUUAAGUUAUUUAUAUGUUUGUUUCUUUUAUGCUUUUUUUUUUUUUUUUUUUUUUUUAAAUAAUGUUAAUGUACUUCAUGCAUACAGAGGCCAAACUAUUUAAUUUAUACUAUUCUUCUGUGCCAAUCCUGAAAAACAGCGUGAAGCUGACACUACAGGGUCUCCAGAAACGAGAUUAGUUUUAAAAAAGGGUAAAGAACAGAAAAACAACUGCUGCUAUGACAUAUCUAGUUAGUUAUUUUAUUUUUAUUAUUAUUGUUAUUAUUAUUAAAUACGUUCACGAGGAUAAACCCGUCUCCCAUGUAAGGUAGAUCUAUAAAUCCAAGAUAAACUGUGAAGUUAUUAUUGACUUGACGCUUACCAGCAAUGAGUUGCCUAGAUUUGUACACUACAUAAAUACCCUCGAGCAACUAUGUGGUAUUGAUUUGCAUUUCACAUUUCAACUGUUAACCAUUUUAAGCAUUGAUCUGAUUUUUUUAUGGGUUUGUGCUGAUUCAAAAGCAACUUCCUGAAGCGUUUGUAGCUCUUGGAUGUUAAAAAAAAAAAAACAACCUUCAUUUGUAGAGCUAAAGCUUGCUCGCGUUCGACUGAACUACAGAACGUUUCGAAACAAACGUUAACUACUCGACUAAAUUACAGUUCAUUCACAAAGUAUUGCGAGGUUUUUGUAUAUAUACAUUAUAUUAUACAGAUAUUUCAUACUUGUAACAGUUUUCUUGCUUUUAAUCGAGUUUGGUCACUUUAGGUUUUUUCACCCACAAUUUCGUAACCUGUCUUGAAGACUUCCAUCUGACUCAGUACUGUCUGCGACGCCGUGUUUGUCUGACCACACACGGUACAUCAGUGUCAUUGCCUUUCCCCACCACUGCCUCAUUUUGCUAAAAGCUCGUCAGCCGUUGCAUUUAUCGAACAUUUUACAUGUUUACAUGACUUUCUGAGAGCGAUACAUUGCCGACAUUUGCACCCUUUACUGGUUAUUGACAAAAAAACAGUGAGACGCUGCUCUCAGACAUAUCUCUGAAAGUAUAAUGCAUUAUAAGUUUUGGGGAGAAGUAUUUACAGUAUGUGCUGAAUAUGACAUGAAAAGUAUGUUCAUAAAGCAUAUCUUAUUUUGAUUGGUUUUAAGUUCUCAGUGUAGCGUGGGGUUGCUGUUUUAACGUACCACAGUGUUUUAUUGACUGAUUUUUUUUUAUUGUAUUUUUUUUUAAGUGACAGACUGAGAAAUAACAGUGUAGAUCGGACUCAGUGAUAUUAGAGAUUUUUUAUAUUAAUGUUUCAUAUUGCACUACCAAUGAAAACUAAACCUCUAGCAUCGUCUCUACUAGGGUUUUACUCUGAUUUAGAACAUCCUUCCUGUUCGCCGGUGACCUGCGUAACAUUUAAAGCCAUCCACGAAAGUGUGUACCGUUUUUCUAAACCGUUCUUUGCGAGAAAUGCAGCAAGUAAAGGAAGUCGCUUUGCACCUUUCAUUUUCUUGCUGGUCUUUAAAGGGAAACCUCAGAGGGUCCCCCAAGCUGAAAGACUUUUAUCAAGCGGUUGUUGUACCAACGUUUGUUCUGGUUUGGAACUGUUGGAUUUCAAAUAGUUGAAGGAAACUUUCUUCACAACUUGAUUACAAAACGCAACGGUUUUGUGGUGCGCGUUUUAGCUUCUGAAGAAUAUUUGCUAAUAGGAAAUCAGAAAUGGCUGUUUUGAAACGAACCAGGAAUGGGAGUUGUCGUUUAGCGACUUGAUUUUGUUUGAAAUAAGAAGUCAGGUUCACUGGGAAGGCUUUUUCAAGCUUGUUUAUUGUUACCUAAUCAGAAACCUGCCAUUAUCAGACUGUCGAUGGGUGGCUCGUAUGGUCAAACAUUUCUAUCUCGCACCCGAGCUCUAAUUUCAAUCACCUUCAGACUGGCUGAAUAUGUUCUAAUCAGUGGAAUGAAAAAAAAAAGAUGAAUGAAAAAUGUUACACUGAAUAAUAAUAUCAGUACUUUGUGGUAUUAUGAGUCAGUUUUCCCUGCAUAAAGUCUAUCACAUAUCUCAGAAACACAAUAUCACUGUUUCAGUUGAAUCUGAAUACUAUGUACUGUUAUCAGAAUUGUUCUUUUUUUUUUUUUUUACUUUGGUAACAUCUUUCAUGGCAGUUUUUAUCUCGCUCUUUUUUUUUUUUUUCUUUUUGUUGCUUGAUGGUUGCCAUGUAAGCAAUGAUCAUAAUGAAACCCUGAUUGGUUUCAUAACCGACAUAUUGUAGUUACAGUAGUUACCUAACUACAACAAAAAAGCAUAAAUGACGCUUUUAUGCAUAAGCUUGAAUAAAAUCGCUGUUCAAAAGAACACUGUAUUAUUUAAUGCCUACUUGUUUUGGUCUUCCGUUUUCUUAAAUGUGGAGAUAUAUUGGGAAAAUAAUAUUUGUAAAUAGCGCAUGUGAUGUCAUUCAAGUGUUACAAUCAUACAGAAAAUGUUCUUACUGUAUGUAUUCAGUGUUUUCAUUCAUGUGUAGUGACUGCUAUUUCAAACACUGUGUGUAUCAAAACAGCAACCCCAAAAGCAGAGGUCAAUAUUUCAUACACACCAUACUAUGCUUUCAGGUGUAGCCAUAUUAAACAAGUGGCCAGUGAGGGCAUGAGGUCAUAACACAGAGGCUGAUGGGACAUCACCUCCUCUAUAGUGCUCCAACAACAGCUGCCUUACCUCCUUUCACCAGUACAUAAAUGUCCAGUAGUCUCCCCAUGACACCCAUCAGAUCACGUCCUCUCUCUCUCUCCUACAGUUCUACUGAUGUGUUAUUAAGAAUGACAGUACUAAAGAUUAUAUAAAUGGCAAUGUUAUCAAAUGAUGAUCCAGUGUUCUGUAUUUGAUGAUAAAAUGUAUUUAAAAAAAAAAAAGAAAUAAACAUUUAUGCUAUACAUUUGCGAAGUUCAAA
Molecule: messenger RNA, 7944 nt
Organism: Puntigrus tetrazona (Sumatra barb)
Lineage: Eukaryota; Metazoa; Chordata; Actinopteri; Cypriniformes; Cyprinidae
Gene: evi5l
Product: ecotropic viral integration site 5 like
Exons: 20
Coding region: 1034-3592 (852 amino acids)
Source: RefSeq, a predicted model, not a curated record